AUGUCUGCCAGCGCUCACUCAGCCGUGAACAAUAAUAAUGAGGGCGUAGUCGAGGUAGCUUCUGCCUCGGCUAGCAACCCUGUUCAGAUCAUCUUGACGCCUCCAACGCCGAUAGUACCCACAACUCCGGGUAUUAUUGACCGCCGUAGCGAAGACACACACAAGGAGGUUUACCGCUUACCUGAUGUAUCCGAGGAGAAGGAGGUUGUACCAAAAUCCAAUUUCUCCGAUGAAAAGCAGGUUUAUGAUGGACGUGAUGCUUAUGAUGGGAAGGAAGUGUAUAUACCCGAUGCAGGAAAACAGGUUUAUGACGUUGGGAUAGAGAAGGAGGUCCUUAACUUGAAGCUUCACGAUGGACAUGACGAAAAACAAAUAUACGACCCCAACACUCCGACGCAGGGAGUAUACGAUGCUGAGAAAGAAGUUCUCUACAGCUUAAAUCAGCACGAUACAAACUCCAACGGCACCGCAGAUCAGCGAAGGCACAGCACCUCGACCGAGUCCACUGAAACAUCACAAUCUCAAACCAAGACUAGCCCAUUCUGUUACAAACGUCACGUCAGCAAAUUCAACGACGCAGUUGACAAGAAGAAGAAAGCAUGGUCCACAUUCACCGACAACUCCAGCACCGCCAUGUCAGAGAAGAUAAUCCAGAUGGACAAGGGGUGGAAACAACGGGUUGAUGUGUUUGAGGAGAGUACCAUGGCCAAGAUGAGCGCUUUUGAUCGAAGUAUCAGCGAUGGAAUGGAUCGUGCCGGAAAAGGCUACAAUUCAACAGUUACGAGCUGGAAGACGGGGGUAAUUAACAAGAGGAACCAGAGUAUUAGUAGUAUGAAGAGCUUGGGUUCCAAGUGUCAGAUAAGUGGAAAGGGAGAUAAGGAGGAGAUGAAAGAGGAGGUAAAGAAGGACAAGUUGGAGAAGUAA
Molecule: messenger RNA, 924 nt
Organism: Fusarium poae
Lineage: Eukaryota; Fungi; Ascomycota; Sordariomycetes; Hypocreales; Nectriaceae
Exons: 1
Coding region: 1-924 (307 amino acids)
Source: RefSeq, a predicted model, not a curated record